This is a messenger RNA of Melospiza melodia melodia, 2002 nucleotides long. RefSeq names its product out at first homolog (gene OAF). NCBI's taxonomy places the organism in Eukaryota, Metazoa, Chordata, Aves, Passeriformes, Passerellidae. The record is from RefSeq and is a predicted model, not a curated record. The transcript is spliced from 4 exons. Bases 1 to 813 code for a protein of 270 amino acids.
AUGCGCGGCCCGCGGCUGCCGGCGCUGCCCGCGCUGCUCUGGCUGGCGCUGGCCCCGCUGCCCGGCCCCGCUGCCCGCGCCGAGCUGCGGGUGCGGGUGCGGCUGCCCGGCGGGCAGGUGACGGAGGAGAGCCUGCAGGCCGACAGCGGCGCCGACUGCGUCAGCCUGGAGCUGAGGGCGGCCGACGGCGCCCUCGUCACGCUCACGGCGGAUUUCAGACAGGAGGUGAAGAUUUUCCGUGCCUUAAUCCUGGGGGAGCUGGAGAGGGGCCAGAGCCAGUUCCAGGCCCUGUGCUUUGUGACCCGGCUGCACCGCAACGAGAUCAUCCCCAGCGAGUCCAUGGCCAAGCUGCGCCAGAAAAACCCGCGGACAGUGAGGCAGGCAGAGGAGGUGCGAGGCCUGGAGCACCUCAGCAUGGACGUGGCCGUGAACUUCAGCAAGGCAGCCCAGCUGAGCUCCCACAUCCACAACGUCUGCGCGGAGGCCAGGGAGGCCAUUUACACCCGGGAGGAAGAUGUCAAGUUCUGGCUGGAGAAAGGGGUGGACGGCUCCAUGUUCGAGGUUCUCCCCCGGGGCUCAGACCUGCCGGAGCUGCAGCGCUGCCGGCAGUGCCCCGAGCGCUGGAGGCCCUGCAUGUGCAGCUACUCGCUCAGCAUCGAGUGGUACCCCUGCAUGCUCAAGUACUGCAAGAGCCGCGACGCCGCGGGCAGGCUCAGCUCCUACAAGUGCGGCAUCCGCAGCUGCCAGAAGGGCUACACCUUCCACUUCUACGUGCCUCAAAAGCAGCUCUGCCUCUGGGAUGAGGAAACCUAGAGCCAGGCCGGGCCUGCCGGGGGUGGUUUGUCUGCCCCAGCGAGGAGCUGGCUGCUCUGGAGAAGGGAUGAUGUUCACAGCGGUGCCUUGUGCUCUGUGCCUUUUCCUCGUGGCCUGUCCUGGCCUCCCUCCCCACGGGGCCCUGCCCCUGGCUCCCUGGAGCAGGAGAUGCAGGUUUUGGGGUGAAGCACAGGGAAAUGGGGUGCUGCCCUGCUCUGCAGCUCACAGGGGCACUUCCCAGCCUCGAGGUGAGCGGGCAGGGCGAGGAUUUGCUGACCUGACAUCUCUGCUGCUGAAGAACCCCCUUUGCUGCCUUCGCCACCUCCUGGUGACACAUCCACGGGGAAACAGCUGAUUUGUGGGACCACAGCCCCUGAACAAGGAGGCUUUGAAGCCCACCCAAAGCGAGAGCCUGCCUUUAGCUUUUCCUAGUGCCUGACUGGUUAUAUCCCCCUGUGGAUGGAAGAGACACCAGGGGGAAUAACCCAGCAUCUCAUGCCCCUGAAGGGCUGGUAAUUAGGGCUUUAAUUAAUCCCUCUCUAGACUAGUGAAGGCCCAACUUUUUGUGUUGGCCUUGUGACUGUUCCACUAAGAAAGAAACAUCUAGAGACUCGUGACUGCCACCAUAACCCUGUGAUGGAAAGGGAGAGGAGGAUCCCUGGUGGGUUCUGAAGCAGACAGGAUUCUACAUCCGCGUCCAGUUUUCUGUCCUGCUCUGCCAGCUAUUCACAAGAAGCUCUUAAAUAACUGUACUGCUUUGCUGUGCCUUGGUUUCCCCCAUAUGUUAAACAAGGGUGACACUGAAGUUGUCCUUGGCCCUGGAAUGUUCCAGAAGGGACCAGACAAAGCACUGGAAGUGCUGCUUGGGUCUGUGUCCUCUUCUGCUAAAUUAGGACAAGCACAGAGGGGAGAGAAGCUCUUGGGCUCUUGAGGAGCCCCUGUGCCUCCUGGUGAAAAGCCUUCACAAUGUGCCUUUUUGCCUAAAAUACAGGAAUUUUUUGCAAAAGAAGAAGAAAAAUAAUUUGGUUACAAUUAUUUUUGUAUCGAUCACUUAAGGGGGUGGGGGGAGAAGGGAAAGGUAUUUUAAUAUUGGAACAUGAAGUAAAACACACUUGAAAUAAUUUUUUUUUAAAAAAAAGACAAAUUAUUUAUCAUUUGUAAGGUAAAAAUAAACUGAUUUUUUAAAGCA